Messenger RNA from Trichoderma gamsii, 2592 nucleotides. RefSeq lists its product as hypothetical. The record is from RefSeq and is a predicted model, not a curated record. NCBI's taxonomy places the organism in Eukaryota, Fungi, Ascomycota, Sordariomycetes, Hypocreales, Hypocreaceae. The transcript has 3 exons. Bases 1 to 2592 code for a protein of 863 amino acids.
AUGGAUUACCCGCCUCAGACUCAGGGAUUGACACCUCAUCCCGCCGAUCUGAAUCCGCCUCCAGCACUCAAUUCCUACCAACAGCCGCUGCACUCGCAAUCGCAGCGCCAUCUAUCCGGCUCACCCUAUUCCCAGAGAUCACGACGACCGCUGUCCUACCAGCCGCAACCCACAUACCUCGACGCCGGCGGACGCUCGAAUACUUCAUCGCCUCACCGACGCCAGAGUCCCGUUCCUGGCCGCUUCACCGAGGAGUGGGACGCCAGCCAGCGCGGCAGCUCGAUCCUCGACAAUCGCCGCGGCCGCGAUUCGCCCGUCAUGUCCUCGUCUGGAGCAGGGCCGGCCGCCAUUGGAACGGCGGCCAUGCAGCGCUCCAGCUCGGUCAACAGCUACUCAGCCGGCGAUGACCGCGGUCAUCCGCAGAGGGGCAACACGCUAAAGAAGAAGGCCUCAAUGCGACGCAGCGGCACUGGCAGCUUGGUACGAUCCAGCAGCCGGCGCAGCGCACGAGCGGGCAGCGUCAAGAGCCUCAUGCUCCAGACUGCCGACGCCGACGAGCUCCAAAGCCCAUUCUAUUGCCCUGUACCAACGACCGGCAAUCCCACCGAUGUCCUUGCCGCCAGAUUUCAGACCUGGAGGAAAAUUUUGAAGGAUCUUAUUGCGUAUUACCGCGAAAUCCAAUCUCACUACGAGCAAAAGGCAAAAUCAAUCACCAAGCUGUCCAGUGUCUCAAACAAUACUGCGACCCCCGCUUCAUUUCUCCAAACUGCCGGAAUCGACGAUGCCCUACAAAUGAUUCGCACCUAUAAUAAGACGGCCCUCCAAGAGGCUACAAAGGCGAAAGAGAUUGAAGAAGAUGUCAUCCUAGCCCUUACAGGCUUGAGAAGUGAUUUGCAACAGAAAAUUAAAGAAAUCAAGCACCUAGCUGGCGACUUCAAAAACAACGUUGAGAAAGAGAAAGAGGCUACCGGCAGAGCCGUCAAGGCUCUGUCUGAAGUCCUGGGAAAGUCCGAGAUGGACUCUUCCAACACGACCGGCAAGCAAGAUCCCUACCUUCUUAGACUGGCUGUCGAUCGCCAGAUUGAGCGCCAAAUCGAAGAAGAAAACUACCUGCAUCAGGCCUAUCUCAACCUCGAGGGCUCUGGGCGUGAGCUAGAGUCCAUCAUUGUAGGCGAGAUUCAAAAGGCAUACAAUGCCUACGCCGGCAUCCUCAAGCGCGAAGCAGAAAAUGCUCUCGAUCUUGUCGGAGAGCUGCGCGACGGACCCAUUUCUAUGCCUAAAGAUCAAGAAUGGGAGCAUUUCGUUUCCAACGACAACAGAGUGGUUAACCCCAACAUCCCUUUGCGCUCCGUUGAACAGAUUCAUUAUCCUGGACAGGACCAUUUCUCUGCACAAGAGAUCCGUGCCGGGCUAUUGGAGCGCAAAAGUAAAUACUUGAAGAGUUAUACAGCCGGGUGGUAUGUGCUUUCAACAACGCAUCUGCACGAAUUCAAGUCGGCAGACAAAGCGCAAGCUCCCAUCAUGUCCCUCUAUCUACCGGACCAGAAACUGGGAUCCCGCUCAAGCGAAGGAGGCCCAUCGAAUAAAUUCCUCCUCAAAGGCCGACAAACUGGAUCUAUGCACCGAGGGCACACUUGGGUAUUCCGGGCCGAGAGCCAUGAUACGAUGAUGGCUUGGUACGACGAUAUCAAGGCACUGACAGAGACAUCAUCGGAAGAGCGAAUUGCAUUUGUACGAUCCCAUUCAAGGAGAAGCACGAGUCAGUCGUCACAUCGAUCAGUCAGCAGCAACGAGCUCGACGAGGAAGACGAGCCGCCCUUCCAAGCAACUGAGCAGGACGUCCUCGCAGAACCCCGAUCGGAAUCGCGACGACCCCAACCAGGUGGGCGGUUCCCAUCUGACAUCCAAGUCAAUGCCCAACGAGGCUUACAGGUGCCUCACUCUCCAUCUAGUGCCGGAUCCAGCCAGGUGGCGUCGCCAAAUGCCCAGGUAAUUGCUGCCGCGACCGCCAUCCCAGGAACGGCCACGAAUGCCUAUUCGCCGGAAUAUCAUACACACUACGAUGAGAACCAUCCCGACUACGGCCAGAGAGGCGAGACUCCCAUGAAUGAAAUGCAUGCACAGGCAGUCAUUGCCAACCAUGAGGCUCAAGUCGAUGGUGUCAACCCUUAUACAAGCGAGCCGCUGGACCAGGGCAACCAGCGUAAUGUCUACGGAGCACCAGCCUUUAUUCCCGGCACCCGCCAGCCAGUAAUCCCCAAUGGUUAUCCCGGCGAAAAGUCUCUGAACCAUGAUCACCAGGCCGUAGGGGGACCCCAUGAUGCUGCUAGGGUCAAUGGUGCCGCAGGAGGUGUUGAGAUGCAAGAGAUCAACGGUGGCCACUAUACCAACGUUGGAGGCGCCAGGGAAGGACAUGUUAACAGUGUCAACCCGAACACGAUCCCCAGAUCUGAGACUCAGACAGACGCGGGUGGCUUGCAAGCUCUUCCAGGCCAGGGAGAGGGUGCAGUGCCAACCACUGCCAAUCCCGCGUACCGAGCAGUCAAGGAUAUGUCUGUUUCAAACCUACCGAUGCCAGGCAGUUUCCCUUAG